AUGACUACCCCGGUUGUCUUCUUUUUGCCUAUCCUUUUUACUGUCUUGAUUGUACAUAGUACCUCGGUUCAGGCCCAGAAGGUCCAACGUCAAUCAAAACCCGCUGCGCCCCCAACAGUGGACAAGCCAUUACUAGCUAUUCAAAUUGGGAGCAUUGCGGGCGCCUAUGUGAUCUUCGUCGCUGUCCUCCUAGCGCUACUUAUCUUCGUUGGACGUCGCCUGCGUCGGACAGUUCAGUCGUCCAACUAUACACUGCAUAUGGAAAUUCUGAAGCCUGUCAGACCUCCUGUCAGCAUGGAUCCCAGCCCGAUUUCUCCAGUGUCACACAAUCUCCCUAGUCCCAGAUCAAGUGGAUUCAGGUCCUGGGGGUCCUUGAACAGAAGUACCAGGCCGUCCCAACCAUCUAUGAACGGCAGCAUGGUGACCAUCGACGAGUCCAUCGUCGCGAAUGACCGUCAACGAGCCCAGCAUGAUAUGGAGAUGCUCUAUGCGGCAGUUAUGGAACAUGACGCCCAGAAGGCUUCCGGAAUUGAUCUGUCGGUCCGCGAACAAGACUUCCAUGCACAAUCACCGGACAGUCAACUCACAAAUCCAUUCACUGAUCGCGGCUCCCACGGCUCAGAGAACUCAUUAGCACCAUUAGCUCCAUUGAAGUCCCCCACCAAAGGAUUCAACAGCUCCCGCUUAUCCAAGCUCUUCAACCCAGGCUCCCGCGCCAAUCCAGACCCGAGCAAAGUGCGCUCGCCGCGUCUGGCUAUCCGCAAAAUGCCUAUCUCCUCUCCAUUAGCCUCGCCAGCAGUGGCCACGCCUCAAGCCUAUGUGUUUGAAAACCCGCCUCUUUCCCCGCGGAUUUACAACCCCGGUCCUCCUCCAAUGGUGCCGCAGCAGCAUGCGAGUGAGUCAAUCAGGCCUGCUCCUGGGCGUGCCCGCCCACCUGCGCCUCUCACUCUGUCUACCCCCUCCCCUUCUUCUUCUGUCCCGUCCAACCUGCCUUUCCGGGAGGCAUACCCGCCGCAAAGUGCCCCGGCUACCAAGACCACUAUCUUGGAACGACCGAUGAAGAAUCGGGCGGGUCCUCUCACGGGCAUGGCUACACCAUACAGUCCGUACAUGCCAUUUACUCCCGUGACGCCCUUUACUCCUGGGCGCACAGUCACAAAGCGACAGCGGAAGCGGGAGGAGCGUGGGAAUGGACUGCAAGUGUUGAACGAAGAUGAUUUGGUUAAGGAUGACAAUGAUAUCUGGGGAUGA
Molecule: messenger RNA, 1251 nt
Organism: Penicillium roqueforti
Lineage: Eukaryota; Fungi; Ascomycota; Eurotiomycetes; Eurotiales; Aspergillaceae
Exons: 1
Coding region: 1-1251 (416 amino acids)
Source: RefSeq, a predicted model, not a curated record